AUGCUAUUAGACUUAGACCUUAAGAACUUAAGAAUUCGUCGAAAAAUCCUUGUGAAAAAGAUACCCAUUAAAUUUAAAAUUCCUGAUAGACUCAAAAACUCGAUUAUCAGAUUUUUUUUUAAAUCUUGAAGAUGAGAAGUAUCAGAAUUUUUUCUUUAUAUCAGAUCUAUUUUUUUAUUUUCGUCAGAAAAAAUUAAAUUUGCAUGAUUAAAUGAGAUUUUAAAUUUUUAA
Molecule: messenger RNA, 231 nt
Organism: Blepharisma stoltei
Lineage: Eukaryota; Ciliophora; Heterotrichea; Heterotrichida; Blepharismidae
Source: the annotation of a GenBank genome assembly